AACACUGGCAUGCUAGAGAGUUUCUCAGUUGUCGCUGGUUAUCUGUCAUGUAAUCUUGUUGGUGGAUCUAAAGCUGUUCAUGCCAUGACCACCAUGCCCUAUUUCUGCGCCAUCUAAUUCUUUUUUGAAGCCUGUACUUUUUGUUAUGGUGUCAUUUUUUUUUUUUAAAUCAUGACCGAUCCUAUAUUUAAACUCUGUCAAGAUAGGACAACAGACUCUAUCAGGAUAUGACAAUUUGGUGAAGUCUUCUUGAGUAAACCUAAUUUUCUCUGCACAUGGUGUGCAGCAAAUGAGAGGCAAGACUUGUUCAACUCUGUAUUUCAUUUCAAACUGUAAUCCUGUGUGAAUCGCUGCCAUUCCUGUUCAGAUCAGGGGUGAUACUUCAGUUUAAAAUGUACUUAAAUAGAUGGACAGCGAUGCCUGGAUCAUAAUAUAGCAUAAUAUAGCAUAAUCUUGCCCGUGUGUGAAAGUUGAUAUUGUACCCCACUUUCAAGGUCAUGUUUGAGGAUUUUAUGUAACGUGUUGGUGUCUUGAUAUGCAGUAGUGAUGGGGUGAGAAUGUGCCGGAGCUAAUGACGUAGACAUUUUGAUGGACCUAUUAAGUGUGGUAUAUGUUUUUUUUCCAAUUUGGACAAUAUAUAUCCCACAGGGGAAAACUCUGAGGGAGAAAAAGAUUGCAUCAACACCAGUAAAGUAACUUCACCGUAGCCUCCAAUUCACCAGGAGUAUAAUUUCAAAUGUAAUUCAAAGGUGUAAACUUUUCUACUUGGAUGCUGUAGUGUACAGACCUUUGUUGUCUCACUGUGCUCAGAUAAUUGCUUUAGUUUUUUAAUGUAAUGUUCUCCUCUAUAGUCGGUUUGUUGAACCACUCCACAGUUCUGUUUGUAGCCAAAAUUCACUCUCUUCCAGAGACUAGUUGUGAUAUGUUUGUAGGUUGAAAUUGUUGGUGCCGUGAGACAUUGCAAGUAAUGUACAGCACAUUGCCAUGGCUGUGUCUUUCUGUCUGUAUUAACAUUUUCAAAUGAAAAGUAAAGUUGACAGGAAGAAGUUGUGCUUAGAUUUUGUUGCACACAGAAAUCAUAAAGACCUUAUUCCAUCCAGUUGUCUGUAUUAAGACUGAGAAUGUAGGCUAUUUUUUUAACAAAGCCGCAUCAUUACUGCUCUACUCUGAGGACAAUUCUCAUCCAUUUUUAUUUGUCUGUAUCUCAACCGAGAGAAGUUACAAAGUGUGGGUGGCAGUGGGACACAUUGUUGUCUAAAAGCUAGCGCCUAAUACCUUAUCAAGCUCUCUCUUGUGCGCUAACUGCUUUCAUGGUUUCACAUUGUAAUGACUGUCUCUUGCCGCUGCUGCUUUUUCAAAGGCAAGGACAUGGAAUUCAGAAGCUGAAUAAAAGAAAAAAACUUUCAAGAAAGAGCCAAUAAUGAUAUAAUUUAUGUUUCAGUUCGGAAAAUUCAGUAAAGCUAUUUUAAGAUUUUCUUGAGGGAGCAAUUUCCUCUGGCACAAUUAAAAUAUUGAAUCAAUGCGCACAAAAUAAAACAAAUAUGGAAAGCACAAACACUCAAGACUAUUACAAAAUGUUCUCCUGAGCAGGACCUGCGUUAUUCUAAGCAGCAUUUGAAUGAGGGGUUUGGCAUUUGUGUCGCUUAAUCAGCUGUGAGUACAGCAGCAGAGGAAGAAUAGGCUCCAACACACUAUUACUGUUUGAUGGACACAUAUCCACACAGCCAGUGGUCCUUAAUGAGCAUCGUGACCUUUAAGUACAAAUGUUUUCAUUUACCCAUAGUAGGAACAGUAACUUCACUGUAUUACACCAUCAACCAUCAACUCAACCAGAGAGAGAAAAAAUCCUUCUUGCUUCUGCUCGGGCCAACAUAAUGGUGGGUAUGGGUUUAUCACAUAAAUAUCAUAUAUUACAGAUAUAUUAAAUAAUACAUUUGAGGUCAUUUACAAACUUAAGUUAUUCUUACAUAAUUUGUCCACACGAGAGCAAGUUUAAUUUAUCACAUGUAAAAUGUGAAGCACAUUACAUAUUAUAUGUUCAUUUUAUGUCCUUAUUUUGAAAAAUGGAUAUCGACCACUAUACCUCAUACUGUAUGUUAUUAUUAUAAGCUCUCAAAUGUCUGUAUGUUGCUCCAAAAUUCGAUAUUGGGCUGACAUUUGUAGACUUUUCCAUGGUGCAGAAAAGAACACAAUCCUCAAUAGCACAAGAUACACAGUAGGUGACAAAUCAAAAUACCGUUUGGAAGAACGCUGAUUGUCCCUCCAGCAGAGUGCUUGCACCUUGGAGUGUAGGAGCCCCUUAUUGAGACACUUCAUGUUGUGUGCUUUAAUUUGACCCUCCAUCUUUACACUGUUCUGUUCUUGCAAUAUAGAAGUUGGCUAUAGAACAAAUCAUUAGAAACUAUACUACGGACAUAUUACCCUGAUUGUUCAGACCAUGGGAGAAGUCAAGUUAUAAAAUAUCCCACCUGACAGUCUGUCUUGUGAUUAGACUCUGAGAUUGGUGGCUGUACUGCUGACAGAGGUGUGAUCCAUCUGCGGGGACAGAUGCCCUCACCACAUGCCUGUUGCACUUUCAGUUUUUAAUCCUGCCACCACAACCUUUGUCCAAAGGCAAAAAUGAACAUCAGCCUGGAAGAGACUUGCGAUGACACACUGGGUCAACAAAUGAUUUGAUUAAUUGUGAAACCCACAGGGGUGUCGUGCAGCUUUGAUAGGGUAGACUAUCGCCUUCCCAUGGUGUUAAUUAUUAAUCUCAUUACAUUGCACGUGGAAAGAGAUUGUGGGGGCGGGGGGGGGGCUCAACCACUGCGUGUCUGAAGCUGCUUUCGCUAGAGGAAAGGGUCACAGCUCACCCUCUAAAAGUGCAUGUCCCCCUGUGCGCAUCGCGGUGCCAUCUGGGACUGACCUCACACUCUUCCGUGCCGUGUCACAACUUGUUUGCGGCUCCCAAAGAAAAUUCCCGCCGCUGAAGAUGAGCGGUCUCUAAAGAAUCGUUAUUAUAAUAUACUGUAGCCCCCUCCUGACCGAUUGAACAAAUAAAGGUAGCGACCCUUAAAGCGUCUCCGCAUCCGAUUCAACAGCUUACCAACUAGAACAAAGCGGCUGAAAGAAAUCUUUUCCACCAUGCUCUAAAUUACAUAAUGUUCGUUUGCGAUCUCCAGGACUGUUCAUGCGUGGAGCAACCGCGCCUUUGUCCAGGUGUCCAAAGAGAGUUGAGGCUCUCCUUUGUUGAUGGCUCAUCUGAACAAGAUCUUUUUUGAAAAUAUUGCCAGUUACUGAAGAUUUUGCGUAGCCUGCUUGAGUAACAGGUAGAAUUUUAACUUUGUGUCCGAUUGACGGGUUUCUUGCGCGCCAUAGCCGUUAAUCUGUCAUCCUAUCAGGCUCAUAAACGUCACAUUUGUUUUUCUAGAUUGGUCUUUAUAUUUAUAUUUCCCCACAGUUGAUGCUCAAAAACGUGAACGCCUUUUUCCCCCCAUCAGAAUAGUGAAGUGGGCGUCAGUUGCAUUUGCUGAGGAGAUGUGAAUUUUGAACCGCUGUCAGCAGGAUCCGACCUCCAGGUAUCCGGGCAGGCUCGUCGUUGUAGUUUCAGAGUGGGUUUUUUCAGAACCACGGACAGCUCCUCGCGGCUCAGCUGCACGCGGUUCAAACUUCAGGCAGCGACACACUCGCCUCGUUUAUUCAUUCACUCAUUCUUCCAGCACCACUGUAGUUCACAUCCACGUUGGUUUUAGGUUUAGAAAAGUCAACACUGCUGCAAAGGAUAUGCCUUGGGUUUGCACGCUCCAUUCAUCACACGGCAGCGCUGGAAACUGAGGAACCCUGCGGGCUGUAAUCUACAAAAAAACUCUGAAGAAGAGAAGGACGAAGAGGAUGGGGCUGAUGCUGUAAAUGGCCUCUGUCAGAAUAAAAACAUUGGUGCUUUGAGAUCUGGUGCUGCUGCGCCUUACUGUUCUUUUCUUCAUCAUCAAAAGUCAAUUAAACGCUGACCAGAAACCACAAGCAGGACGGUGACUUUCUUUUGCCCAGGGAUAUGUCAUUGGGGAAAUCCCCCGUGUUGGGGGUGCGCCCUGUGCCCCUACCCUUCUGGCUGUCCCACAUCAGCCUGCUGUACUUAUGUGUGUCCCUCUUUGCCCAGGCUCCCCAGGGUUUGCCUGUGGUAGGUUAUAACACUGACUCCAAGAGGGAGAUCACACUGGAAGGAGAUUUGAUGAUUGGCGGCCUGUUCCCUGUGCACCAGAAGGGUGAGGGAGUAGAGGACUGUGGGAAGAUCAAUUCUCAGAGAGGGAUCCAGAGACUGGAGGCCAUGCUGCUGGCACUAGAUGAAAUCAACAAGAACGAGCGCAUCCUGCCUGGGAUCAGACUGGGAGCUCAUAUACUGGACACUUGCUCCAAGGACACCUACGCUCUAGAGCAGUCUCUGGAGUUUGUCAGGGCCUCCCUCACCAAAGUGGAUGACAGUGAGUACACGUGCCCCGAUGGCUCCUAUGCCAUCCACGAUGACGUCCCUCUGGCUAUCUCUGGGGUCAUAGGAGGCUCCUACAGUGAUGUCUCCAUUCAGGUGGCCAACCUGUUGCGACUCUUCCAAAUCCCUCAGAUCAGCUAUGCCUCCACCAGUGCCAAGCUCAGCGACAAGACCCGCUAUGACUUCUUUGCCCGCACCGUGCCCCCUGACUUCUACCAGGCCAAGGCCAUGGCAGAUAUCCUGCGUCACUUCAACUGGACGUACGUAUCGACGGUGGCCUCAGAAGGGGACUAUGGUGAGACUGGCAUUGACGCCUUCCAGCAGGAGGCUCGUGCCCGCCAGAUCUGCAUUGCCACUUCCGCCAAGGUGAGCCGCUCCAUGAGCCGCUGGAGUUACGAGAACGUGAUCCGCUCCCUGCAGCAGAAGUCCAACGCCAAGGUGGUCAUCCUGUUCACGCGCAGCGAAGACGCCCGCGAGCUGCUGGUGGCAGCCAACCGCAUGAAUGUCUCCUUCACCUGGGUGGCCAGUGAUGGCUGGGGAGCGCAGGAGAGUGUGGUGAGAGGCAGUGAGGCUGUGGCCGACGGGGCGUUCACCAUCGAACUGGCUUCCUAUCCGAUCCCCCAGUUUAAUGACUACUUCACUGCCCUGCACCCGUAUAACAACACCAGGAAUCCCUGGUUCAGAGAGUAUUGGGAAAACCAGUUCCAAUGCAACCUCCAUGAUCUGGGCUGUGGGAAGCACUCACUGCGCGAGGCUCAGUUUCAGCCAGAAUCCAAGAUCAUGUUUGUAGUGAAUGCUGUCUAUGCAAUGGCUGCUGCCUUACAUAACAUGAGACAGGCGUUAUGCCCAAACUCCACCAAGGUGUGUGAGGCUCUUAAACCUGGCAACGGCAGGAAGUUUUACAGGGACUACAUUCUCAAGGUCAAGUUUGAGGCGCCAUUUCGUCCACCAGACACCGAGAAUGUAGUCCGCUUUGAUGCCUUCGGUGACAGCCUCGGCCGUUACAAUAUUUUCCACUACCACAAAGAAGAUGGACGCUAUGUCUACCGUAAUGUCGGCUACUGGGCUCAGAGCUUGAUCCUGAACACCAGCCAGAUCCCCUGGGCUGGGCAGGUUCCCCCAACCUCCCAGUGUAGUGACCCCUGCAGGAAGAACGAGGUGAAGAGUAUGCAGCCUGGAGAUGUGUGCUGCUGGAUCUGUAUCCCGUGUCAGUCCUACCAGUAUUUGCAGGAUGAGUUCACCUGUGCUGACUGCAGCUUUGGACAGUGGCCCCUGGCCAACCUGACAGGCUGUUAUGAUCUGCCUGAGGAGUACAUCCGCUGGGAAGAUGCCUGGGCCAUUGGACCCGUCACCAUUUCGUUUCUCGGGAUGAUGUGUACGCUCUUCGUCAUUGGCCUCUUCCUUAAACACAAUGAGACACCCGUGGUGAAGGCCAGUGGCCGUGAGCUCUCCUACAUUCUGCUGCUGGGAGUGUUGAUGUGUUAUAGCAUGACCUUCAUCUACAUUGCCAAACCGUCCACGGCAGUUUGUACACUGCGUCGGCUAGGCUUAGGCACCUCGUUUGCUGUGUGCUACUCAGCCCUCCUAACCAAGACCAAUCGCAUUGCUCGGAUCUUCAGCGGGGUGAAGGAUGGAGCACAGCGGCCUCGAUUCAUCAGCCCGGCCUCCCAGGUUGCCAUCUGUGGUGGUCUGAUCUCCUGCCAACUGGUGGUGGUGGUGGUCUGGUUGCUGGUGGAGACCCCAGGGGUGAGAAAGGAAGUGAGCCCGGAGAGGAGAGACGUGGUCACCCUCAAGUGUAACAGCAAGGAUUCCAGCAUGCUCAUGUCACUCACCUACAACUGCAUCCUCAUUAUCCUCUGCACUGUCUACGCCUUCAAGACCCGCAAAUGCCCCGAGAAUUUCAACGAGGCCAAGUUCAUUGGGUUCACCAUGUACACCACCUGCAUCAUCUGGCUGGCUUUCCAGCCUAUCUUCUACGUUACUGCCAGUGACUACAGGGUGCAGACAACCACCAUGUGCAUCUCAGUCAGUCUGAGUGGGUCAGUGGUGUUGGGCUGCCUCUUCGCUCCAAAGGUCCACAUCAUCCUGUUCCAGCCGCAGAAGAACGUCUGCACUCUCAGAGUGGCCACCACCCGCUUCAGCGUCACCACUGGCCCAGGCUCCACUUUCUCUCAAGCAUCAGCCUCCAAUGUUGUUCCAACAGUGUGUAACGGACGAGAGGUGGUGGACUCCACAACAUCCUCCUUGUGAACGUCAGCUGAGUUCCUUUACCAAGCAUUGUAAACAGAGUUAUAUAUAAUCACUAGUCCUGAAUCAGGUGUCUCAGAUAUUAAAGAGGUCAUACAGAUGAUCGUCCUGACUUUGUUGUCCUCGAAGUGCUGUGAGUACAAUGUCCCAAUUAUUUUAUUUUGUUCUUUGACUCGUAGCGAUUUGAAAUGAGAUGCCAAUAAACUCGCAUAUAGCCCUCGUUUUUAUUGAAGAUUCUACAUGCAACAAUGGAGUAAAUUAUAGUAAAUCUGUUAAAUGUAAUAUAUACAAGACGUUUUUAAUGUAGACUUUGGUGAACCAGUUUGUGCUUUCUUGUAAUUUAUGUAAAUAAAAUGUGUUUUUUAUUAAUACCAAAAUG
Anarrhichthys ocellatus (wolf-eel) is the source of this 7091-nucleotide messenger RNA. It is a transcript of the gene grm2a, whose product is annotated as glutamate receptor, metabotropic 2a. Gene Ontology annotation, molecular function: G protein-coupled receptor activity. Lineage: Eukaryota; Metazoa; Chordata; Actinopteri; Perciformes; Anarhichadidae. The coding region runs from base 4034 to 6715 and encodes 893 amino acids. Gene Ontology annotation, biological process: G protein-coupled receptor signaling pathway. Gene Ontology annotation, cellular component: membrane. The transcript has 6 exons. The record is from RefSeq and is a predicted model, not a curated record.